This is a messenger RNA of Anolis sagrei ordinatus, 2336 nucleotides long. Lineage: Eukaryota; Metazoa; Chordata; Lepidosauria; Squamata; Anolidae. The record is from RefSeq and is a predicted model, not a curated record.
CCCCUUUCAGAAUACAGCUCUCAAGCAGUGGGACGGGUCUGCCAACGCGCAUGCGCACAAGAGCGCUGUUCCUUCCAUUCAGAAUACAGCUUCCACAGCCUCGCGUUCCCUUCCGUCCCGGCUCCUGAUUGGCCGAGGCGGCAGAGCCAGGUUCUGUCACAUGACCCAAAGCGGAAGCAGCCACAAAGGAGGGAGCAGUGCAGCGUUCAAUGCUGUCCCCCGUCCCUCCUUCCGCCCUCGUUAAAAAUAAAUAAAUUACAGAUCCUGUAAUUAACCCGGCUGCUCUGAAGUCUUGAGAGCUGACGCGGAGCUCUUCAGAAGCUCUGAAUCUGGAUUAAGUUCAGUGUCUUUUGAGGAUGUGGUUGUUGGUGUUUCAUGAAGGAACAACUUGCUUCUGAUCCAAAUUGAUGAAAUUUAAUCCUGUUUCUGAUGAAAGAGAAUCUCAGGAGCAUGGCAUCCUUCGAAUUUCCUAGUGUGACAGUAAAGCUUGAAGAUGAAGAAGAGGAACCAUGGGUCCCACAGACUCAAGUAUCAGAAGAAAAGGAGACUUUCCUAGGUUCUCAUUCAGCAGGAUUUUUUGUUCCCAAAUCAGAAGUGAUCCAUGGAGGAGAUCCUUGGAUUCCAGAGCCUGUUUCAGAAGAAAAAGAGAUCCCAGCAGACUAUGGCUCAGAGCUCCCCGAUGUGAUUGUAAAAUUGGAACAAGAAGAAGAACCUUAUGUUCCUUACCACUCAGUUUCAGAGGCAAGUGUGAUAUUCAAAGGGUCCCAGAUAGCAGGAGGUGGCCAUGAAAGGUUCUUUGUGGGAGAACUUCCCUAUUACUCUGGCUGUGGGAGAAGCUUCAAUGAUAGACCGGACCUUAUCAAGCAUGAGAGCCAAAGCACGGCCGACAAACCGCACAAAUGCUCCCGCUGUGCUAAAAGCUUCAUGAAAAGAUCCAACCUUCGGACCCACGAGAGAAUCCACACUGGGGAAAAGCCGUUCCGUUGCUCGGAGUGUGGGAACAGCUUCAGCGACGGGUCCAGCCUGAUCCGGCAUAAGCGGAAACAUACAGGCGAAAAACCCUACAGUUGCUCGUCCUGUGGGAAAAGGUUCAACCAGAGCUCCAGCCUGAUCAGGCACGAGAGGAGCCACACAGAGCAGAGGCCGUAUAAAUGCCUGGAGUGCGGGAAAAGAUUUAAUCAGAGUUCGACGCUGGUGCGGCACGAGCGGAUCCACCGGGAACAGAAGAUGUUUCAGUGUUCAGCUUGUGAUAAGAGAUUUAUCCAAAGCUCCAGUCUUCUCGCACACGAGAGGAUCCACAGGGGAGAGAAGCCGUACUGUUGCGACCUGUGCGGCAAAGGUUUUAUUCACAAAUCGAAUCUCUUGAUUCAUGAGAUGAAGCACACGGGUCUCAAACCAUUUAAAUGUCCAGACUGCGGCAAAGGAUUUAAUCAGAAUUCAAGCCUGGUCAUACAUAGGAGAAUUCACACGGGAGAGAAGCCCUAUAACUGCUCGCACUGCCGGAGGCCUUUCAGUGACAAAUCGAGCCUCAAUAAGCACGAGAGAGCCCACAGAGGGGACAAGCCGUUCAAAUGUUCCAGCUGCGGGAAGUGCUUUGUUCGAAGGUCGCACCUCCUGACGCACGAACGGAUCCACAGUGGGGUAAAGCCCUUCAAAUGCCCCGACUGCGGGAAGAGCUUCAGUAGCCGCUCACACCUCAUCAGGCACGAGGGAACCCACACAGGAGAGAAGCCCUACGACUGCUCCUUUUGCGGGAAGAGCUUCAACAGGAAAUCCAACCUGACGAACCACGAACGGACCCACACCGGGGAGAAGCCUUACAACUGCUCUGACUGCGGGAAGAGCUUCAGCGACAGGUCAAGCCUCAUCAAACACGAGCGGAUCCACACUGGCGAGAAGCCGUACAGCUGCACGGCCUGCGAGAAAAGCUUCAGCGACAAGUCCAGCCUCAUCCGGCACGAGCGCAUCCACACCGAAGAGAAGCCUUACAAAUGCUCAGAUUGCGGGAAAGGGUUCAACCAGAGCUCCAGCCUCAUUGUGCACGAGAGAACCCACACGGGAGAAAAACCGUUUAAAUGCUCAGACUGCGGCAAAGGCUUCAUUAGGAGAACAAUUCUUAAUAAGCACGAGAGAACCCACAGAGGAGACAACCCAUAAAGGCUGGGAGAGUAGAGUGCAAGCAUGGGCAAGUUGUUGUUGAAGGCUUUCAUGGCCAGAAUCACUGGGUUGCUGUGAGUUUUUCAGGCUGUAUCUGUUGGAAACUUGCUUAGUUUCCAACAGACCUCACAACCCCUGAGGAUGCUUGCCAUAGUUGCAGGCGAAACGUCAGGAGAGAA